Dictyostelium purpureum is the source of this 672-nucleotide messenger RNA. RefSeq lists its product as uncharacterized. The annotation marks the transcript as partial. Gene Ontology annotation, molecular function: protein binding. Gene Ontology annotation, cellular component: ciliary inversin compartment. The transcript is spliced from 2 exons. Lineage: Eukaryota; Evosea; Eumycetozoa; Dictyosteliales; Dictyosteliaceae. The record is from RefSeq and is a predicted model, not a curated record. Gene Ontology annotation, biological process: protein localization to ciliary inversin compartment.
AUGAUUGCUUGCCAAAAUAAACACAAUAUUUCUGAUGAUGCUCUCGAAGGCGAAGAUAAUCCAAUCUCUAUUCUUCUUCAAAAUGGUGCAGACCCAAAGAUUGUCGAUCAUAAAAAGAGAAGUGCUCUUCACUACAGUAUUAAUGCAAGUGGUGCCGAUACUAAUAGUUCAUUCGAAAUUGAAGAUCUUUUAAUCAAACAUAAUGCCCCAUUAAAUGAUCAAGAUUAUCUUGGCCGUACUCCACUUCAUUAUGCCUUUGUCAAAAUUGGUAGUAGAGAAAUUGAAAAUGGUAAUAGCUAUGAUCCAGUUCAAGUUGUUAGUUCGUUGGCUUCCUUUGAAACCAUCAACAUCGAUUUACCAGAUAAGUUUGGCAGAACUCCUUUGUUUUAUGCUUGUCAACAUGGUAGUACCGUUUCCUCUUUAUUGCUAAUUCAAAGAAAAGCAAAUAUCAAUAGAGUUGAUGAAGAUGACAAUCAAAUAACCCCAUUAAUUUAUGCUAUAAUCAUCAAUCACGCAUUUUUAGUUAAAACUCUUUUGAAUAAUUCAGCCGAUGUUAACUGUGCCGAUGGUUUAGGCCAACCACCAAUCUUUUAUGCUGUUAAGGCCAAUAAUAUCAAAAUUGUCGAAACCCUUCUCACCAAGAAACCAAAUCUUAACAUCAAAGAUUCUGAU